AGGUAAAAGUGUUGGAAAACUCAUCUUCUUCCUCGCUACAAACACAUCCAGCAACCGAACCUACUUCACGAAUAAUUACCUGCUCUACCUGCUGUCCAAAAACAUUGCAUACGAGUAGAAAUCUAGAUUUCGUGUUGUAAUAUACUUGCUGUACAAGAAGGCUAGUAUAACUUCGACUUUCAAAAUACUAAUUGCUUGUUGCGAUUGCACGACAGCUUGAACUUGCUUUUGUAUUACAAAGCGUUGCUGAGUCCUUUUCUUCGUUGCGUUACUUCGUGAUCUUGUACGCUUCUAGAUAGAAGACUGCACCCAUGCUGCCCGACUUCGAGAACAACCAGCAACAGGGCCGCCUGCGCGGACUGCGGAGCAAAAGCGACGACGACGAGGAAAUGAUGUUUGGGGGGCAGAAGAAGAAGCGGGAGCCACUUUUCAAGUAAGCAGCACUUUUGUUUUCUCUACUCUUGGUUGCUAAUUUCGUUUUUCAGUUUCAGCAUCGCUAUGAACGGCAGAAAAAAGACGCAUCUACAUCUUUGCAGCCAGCUCUUUUUUGCGUCAACAAUGAAUACUCACAAAUAAUCUACCUACGACUACAUCGACGGAGAAAUUAUCAACCAAAAAAGACCAAAAAUUGCAAAACGUGUUCCUUCAUCAGGUCGUGGAAUCCCUUGCACAUUAUUUUCGGUGUGUUCUUUGGUGCGCUGACCUUGAGCAUUUUCCUUCGCGUUCUCUUUCCGUCCCUGUACCACCAGGUUUACGACGACGACUACGAACUGUACGAAGAGGAGUCGUCCGAGGACCCAAUUGUGCAGCAGGCGGCGAAGAGCAACAAACCGCCCGUGAAGACGAAAACUACAAGCAGUGUGCCGGUCAAAACACCAAAAAGCUCCCCUGCUGGAACUGGCACCACUGUUCCCGCCUCCGCUGCUGCCAAGAAAACGCUGCUGAACAUGAAGCGAACGAAAGUUGUCCGUGAAGAUGAUUUGUACUCGAACUCAGAGGACGAGUACAAUAACAUCGCGCACCACGACGAAGACGGGAAUUACCCCGCGCGUGUAGACGGCGCAGCUGACAGGAAGAUCAAAGCGGCUGCCGCGGCUCCGGCUGGUACCGCGUCGAAAGUGAGCACCUCCACGCAGGACGACGGGAAGGACGCAGCCGCACCAGGCCAACAGGAUGUUGCCGAAGGUUCGUUUCUAAAUGUUGCCGGGCCCCCGCAGGGUCCGAAAAACCACCAGCAGCGGAUUGUGUCGUCCAAGAAGCUGACCACGGCCACCGGGGAAGAAGUGGAGCUGGUGGAGAUGGAAGAGACCAAAAUGGGCGACGACGACGGCAUUACCACUGCGGGCGCCGCCCCCGGCGACGUGCAAACCGCUGACGUUACUGAAAUCCAGAACCGAGUCACCAGCAUCGGAGAAAUUUUGACCAAGGCCACCACCAACAUUCUGAAAAAACACAAGAAGAAGAGCCGGUCCACGAUUGUCAUGACGUAAAAAUACGAUGUGACCUUUCAUGGGUUCUCGUUCUUUUUCACAAUGCUUGGUGGUAGCCCCGCCUCUUUUUGGUCCCUCCCCAUUCAUGUUGCACAUAAGUUCCAUGAUUUACAGACAACGGAAUUACCCGUAGUUGGCCUUUGCCGUUUUGACAUCGAAUCUUCAAGAUAAGCAGCAUGCUUGUGUAGGAAAGUAGCACUCGCAUUGCGGUUUCUGUUCUUUCUUUUUCUUUGUCUUUCAGAAAUAUUCUCACACCAACAUAAACUUAUCUUUUUUUUGAAUUUCUUAUUUUUUCCAGCAAACUCAGUUUUUCAUUGUGUUCCAACCUCAACUUAAAUUCAAGUUUCCUGAUGCUGUUUUCGGACGGUAUUUUCCAGGAUAUGCAUAUGCAGUCAGUCAAAUUGUUAGCGCUUUUGCGCAGUUUGAUGGCUUUCCAUACGAGCUUACCCAGCACACUGACUAAUACUCAACAA
Amoebophrya sp. A120 is the source of this 1963-nucleotide messenger RNA. NCBI's taxonomy places the organism in Eukaryota, Dinophyceae, Syndiniales, Amoebophryaceae. The record is from the annotation of a GenBank genome assembly.